Molecule: messenger RNA, 2296 nt
Organism: Fragaria vesca subsp. vesca
Lineage: Eukaryota; Viridiplantae; Streptophyta; Magnoliopsida; Rosales; Rosaceae
Exons: 7
Coding region: 494-2047 (517 amino acids)
Source: RefSeq, a predicted model, not a curated record
CUGCAACAGAGGGAUUGGAAAAUACUAUGAAUCAUUUUCAUAGCAAUAAUGUCACAGCUAAAAGCAAGGUAUAGAACACAGAAGAAGCAUUGGGAUCACUGUGAGAGUCCUCAGCCCAUACCCUAAAUUGAUGCAGAAAAUAAGGGAUCCGAUGAGUUGUGGUCUCUGAAUAAGUGGGAGGCAUUACCCUAUUAUGAAUGCCAGCCAUAAUAUAAAGCAAGCUGCUCGUUUCUGCGUCUGGGUCCUAUUCCUUUUUGUCUGUCAAGCUAAAACAAAGAGAGAGAGAGACCUGACUCUGGUCACUGUGUUGGGUGUACCACACUGACUAGGUGAAAGCUCAGAAUGGGAAAAACUCAGUAACUCAUUCACGCAUGACUGAGAUUGACAGAGAUUGAGUGAAAUUCCACCACUCAUCUAAGCAUGGCAUGAUGUGCACGCCAAAGUUUGUAGCUUUCUGAAGUCUAAAUCACCAAGAAGAAGAAGAAAAACCCAGAUGCUAUCACCUACCAAGUCUAUGGAUUACGAAAGGAUCCAAAAGCCUCAGGUUGGUGGUGGUGGGGGAUUUUCACCUGGGAAGUUGAGGACUAUGCUACUUGGGGUAGAGAAGAAGAGGAAGGAGCAGGGAGAUUCUGAAUCUACUUUCAAUUUGAGAUCUCAAGCUUCUGAAUUUGAAGGGAAUGGUGGUGCUGAUAACUGCAAAGACGUAGAUGUUGUGAGUGUUCAUCCUGAAUGCUCGACUUCAACUGCUGUUGAUUCAUCAGGCUCAGAGAUGAUGAGUGACCGCAGCUUGAAGGAUAAUGCAUUAGGCAAUUUCAGAGCUAGGAAUCAAGAACACCCGUCGUUGGAUUAUGAUAGUGGACAUGAUGCAAUGAGUACUGUGUCCUCUUCCAUCUUUGAGUUUCAGAAGGCAGAAAGGGGCACACAAAGACUGCCUCUUGCACCUUUCUCCAAACCAGCACCAUCCAAAUGGGAUGAUGCUCAGAAGUGGAUAGCAAGUCCAACUUGGAGCAGGCCAAAGAGUGGGCAAGGAGUUGGAUCACGAAAGGCGGGUAAUCUAGGUUAUGGAAGUCGCCAACCGACGACAAAGGUUGUUGUUGAAGUUCCAGAUUCAAAAGUAGCUAACUUUGAAGAGCCAGAUACCAAACGGAUUGACACAAAUCAAACUAAGAUGGAAACUGGGGGGCAGAAGUUUGUUAACUGGGAGGCUGAGCCCUACCCCAUUGCCGAUUCUUACAUCAAGCCUGUGCUCAUGAUCGAAAAUUCUGUUGGAGAGUCAGCAAUCAAUCUUAGCCGGCUGGAUUCUUCUGGAGCCUUCCAUGGGACGACGACAUUUAUUCCUCCCCCUUCAACAGCAAGGUCUGUGUCCAUGAGAGAUAUGGGUACAGAGAUGACACCAAUUGCUAGCCAGGAACCUUCCAGGACUGGAACUCCAGUGGGGGCAACAACACCAAUUCGUAGUCCAACUAAUUCAAGGCCGUCUACUCCCUCCAGAGCUGCACAAGCUUCAUCUCCCAAUGCUCCAUCUAUUGAUCACAUAGGUCCUAACAAGGAGCUGUCUGAGAAAGAGAAAACUAGGCGAGAGAUAAUGGCUCUUGGGACACAGCUGGGUAAGACGAAUAUUGCUGCCUGGGCUAGCAAAGAAGAGGAUAAAGAUGCAUCAACAUCAGUAAAAUCUGCAGCAUCAGAACAACUAGCUAGGAGUAUUAUUGAGACACGUGCAGCAGCAUGGGAGGAGGCUGAGAAAGCCAAGUAUUUGGCUAGGUUUAAACGUGAAGAGAUGAAAAUUCAAGCGUGGGAGAAUCAUCAGAAAGCGAAAUCAGAAGCAGAGAUGCGGAAAGUCGAGGUAGAAAUCGAAAGGUUAAGGGGACGGGCACACAGUAAGCUAAUGAAUAAAAUAGCAGCUGCAAGGCAUAAGGCUCAAGAAAAGCGAGCAGCAGCGGAGGCCAAGAAAAACCAGCAAGCUGCAAAAACGGAGCAACAAGCAGAGCACAUUCGCAGAACUGGCCAGGUCCCUUCCACAUUUUGUUGUUGGGGUUGGUGCUCUUGAUGUUCGAGUCACUUUGUACCCUUUUGUCGAUUUUCUGUGAAUUGCAUUGUAUGUCCAUGGUCAAACACCGUAGGAUGUCCAGCCUUCAUGUAGAAACCAAAAAACUCUGAUUUAGAGCCAGUCGAUUCCUUUGUUCAUCACGACGACAGAAGAGUAUUAGGAUUCAAGUGUUUAACAGCAUAGUAAUGUACCUGCAUCUAUCAUUCUAUCUAGUAAUGAGUAAUCUAGUAUCUUCCAGCAAUUCAAUGC